Uloborus diversus is the source of this 4350-nucleotide messenger RNA. RefSeq lists its product as uncharacterized. Bases 143 to 2944 code for a protein of 933 amino acids. Gene Ontology annotation, biological process: autophagy. The record is from RefSeq and is a predicted model, not a curated record. NCBI's taxonomy places the organism in Eukaryota, Metazoa, Arthropoda, Arachnida, Araneae, Uloboridae. Gene Ontology annotation, cellular component: intracellular membrane-bounded organelle. Gene Ontology annotation, molecular function: protein binding. The transcript is spliced from 18 exons.
GGAAACGAGAACGAAAUAACGAAAAACGAAAUGCUGUGUGUGUUCACUGUGUGUGUUGUUGUUACACAAUAGCGUUGAAUCUUUGGUUGCGUAAAUGUAGAAAUUGGCUUAUUUCCGCGAGCUUUAUUAAAACAUCAGGGAAAUGGGUAGUUUAGGUUCAAACAUUCUGUAUCAACUUUCAGCAAGAGAAUGUGGAAACAAUAGAUCAGCAAAUGAUUUGCAAGAGCUUGCUGAAUUCAAAGCAGCUUCUUCAAUCAUGCAAGAAAUGCAUAUAAAGUUUCCCCGAUCUACAAGGUCUGCAUUUUUAAUGUCAUUCAGUCCAGAUGGUACAAAAGUUGCAUCUACCCAUGGCGAUCAUAAAGUUUAUGUAUCUGACAUCCAAACAGGAAAAAUCUUGCAUGCAUUAGAGGGUCAUCCACGAACUCCUUGGUGUGUUGCUUUUCAUCCAAGAUCUAAUGACAUUCUAGCUUCUGGCUGCUUGGGUGGAGAAGUCCGCAUUUGGCAUUUACAUGGUGGAAGUGAAAAGUGGAAAGUUGGAAAUGGAGAAGUUAUAGCAUCUUUGACAUUUCACCCUUUUCUUCAGUUAGUAAUAAUUGCUUCAGGUACUUCUAUAUAUUUUUGGGAUUGGAAAGAUCCUAGACCUCAUGCAUGGUGUACUACUAAUACUCAUUUUGAGAGGGUUAGGUUUGUGAAAUUUGAUAGUAUUGGUCAGUAUUUAAUUACUGGAAUAUCUAAUGACGUCCCAGCCGAUAAGAAAACUGCAAGUACUAGUUCAACUGAAACCAGAGAAGAGAGAAUUGCAGCAGAAGAGCGGGCAACAAGACCCAUUAGAAUCGGAUUUUUAUCUCAUUUAUUUUCUUCUGAAAAUUCUCAAGCAAUGUCAAGCUCUCUUAGAAAUAGUGUAGCUGGUUUUAUUCUUAAUCGGCAUCGACGUAUUUGUAAUGGAAGUGAAGCUCCUACUGAUAUUUCACCAGAUCCUGCUGAAGAUAGUGUUCAAAAUGACAUUAAUACAACUGGAGAAAAUUGGGUUACUUUCUUAAGACUGAGAUCCAUGUGCUUUGCUUUGGAAAAGCGGCUUCUUUUUCAUCGUCAACUGCAAUUAUGUAUAGAAUGUGAUUCAGGAUUUCAAUUUAGUUCAAGUAGUGAAUCAAGCUCUUCUGAUUUUGAAAAUUUUUUCCGCUUUAUGUCUGGUUCUGAUGAUUUAGCUUUUGACACUGCCAAUCGGACACAAUAUGCUUCGCUCAUUAGUAUGUUGGCACGCAUUAGAACGACACUACGGUUUUCAUCCCUAUCAGUCCAAGGUCCUCCGAUGACAUCUAGAACAACCAUCGAGGAAAGACAAAAAAAUUUAGAAGAAUUUAAGCGGCAUUUAAAUGAUUUGAAACGACGAAUUUUUGAAGCUGUAGCAAGAGUUCAGCAAACUGGUUAUGCUGGAAUAGACCGGCAAAGAUUUGAUCUCAGAUUCUGUCUUUGGCUUGUUGAAAUGUCACUUGAGUUAGUUAAAGAUAUUGGAACUAUUGUACAAUGUGACCUUCGUAGAUUAAAUGGGGAAAUAAUACCUUUACCUACUGAAGAGCAAUCAGCAGCAGCAGCUCAAGCGUUCCCAGAAGUUUCUGUUUUUGACAGACUGAAUAUUGAUGUAGGUACCCAACAAAAUCCAUCUUCAUCCACUUCAAUGAAUGCCAAUUGUUUAAGUUUUGGGGCUUCAGGCGGAUAUCGAUCUUCUUCCAUUCAUCGGUUUAUUCCUAUCCAUGGAAGUCUUCGUCGUAACUUAUCUCAACAAUUUGCUGCUGUUAGUGCACGUCGGUAUGAAAGUUUUGGUCGAAGAGUGUGUAUUGAUAAUGAAAAUGUUAUUACAGCCCAAAGAAAUCCUUCUGAUCCUCCGCCACAAAGGCAUAGCUGUCCAACUCCUGUAGCAAGAAUUUUAUGUACAAUUCACAGAAGAAGUGUUAGUCCGAGUCCAAGUCCAAGUCCUCCAGCAAGAAGUGUCAGUCCAAGUCCUCCACUAAGAAGUGUCAGCCCAGAUCCUCCUAUGUUUGUUCGUCUUGUAGGUGACACAUUAUCAGUGAGCUCCCCCAGCAGUACAUCAGAUACACAAGAUAACUCAGAUUCUCCAUAUAUCCCAUUAGACGAUGUUGAGGAUCCUACUAAUACAUCAGAUGGCUCUUCUCCAUUUUUUUUUGCUUCAGCUUCUUUUACUGCACUUCUGAGAGAUCCUGAACGUUUUGGUUACCGUGAAUCAGUGAAUCAAACACAUCGCAUUCAAUCAUGGAAAUUCACUGGAUGUCAUAUCCCAGAUAUACGUAAUGCAUCAGCUAACAUAGUUGUCAGAAGGUGUUUGAUUCACAAUGAUGCAAGUAUUGAUAUAUCUCAAGAUGGAUCAAAACUUGUGGCAUUAAUACCUCCAGAUGACUAUAGUUUUAAACCUUUUAUAUUUGGUGUUUUUUCAUUGAAACCCCAUAAUCUUGGACAAAUAUUAUGUACAUGGGGCUUUGUAUCCACUGCCAUAUCAGUUAGUUUUUCUCCACUUGCAAAUUAUAUUGUUGUUGGACUGGCAUCUUCUAGACCUAUAUUUUCAAAUCCUGAGAGAGAGGCUGUUGCUCAUAUAGUGGAACUCGUAGCACCUAAGACAAAAAGGAAAUUAUCCGAAAAGGAAACGUCUUCUGAGGGAAAUGUUAAGCAUAAAGUGAAGCAUAUUCGGGUUUUAACUCAGCAAAUAACAAAUGAUCGUCAGUUGAAUCAAGCUAGUCUUAACUCAAUUCGUUGGCUGCCGGAACCUGGACAAGGAAUGGCAUAUGCCACAAAUCGAGGAUGUCUCAGCAUCUGCACGCCAAGAGCACCUAUGUUCUUAAAGAAAUAUAAAGCUUAUCCUGACAGUUCCACCACACAGUCAAGUGGAAUCUCUCUUGGCGUGCCUGUUCCAGAAAGCAAUCAAGCAGAUUGAAAACAAUUUGUGAAUCAGAAAAGUGAUUUCCAAAUGAAGAUUACUUAGUAAAGAUGUAUUUUGUUUUAACUCUCCUGAAUGGAAAAGAAAGUUUUUAUGAAGAUAUUUUUGUAAAAUUUAUAGAAUAUUAGAAGGUCGUUUCAGUUUCAUACUUCUAAACAAAUUAUAUCUUUGAAAAUUCCAUUGCUCAUCUUAAAGUGCAAGCCUUUUUUACUUUUUUAACAGAAAGGACAACUUUAUUUCUAUUGAUAAUCUUACAAAACUGACGACACACAGAGUUUGAUAAUGCUCCUUGUAAAUUUAUGGUGAGAUUCUUUUUGUUGCAGUUCUGAAAUAGAAUUGCAUAAUUCAACAGCUAAUUGAUUAAUUGGGUGGAUCAAAAGCUAUAUCAUCUCCCCUCUCCCCCAAGGUAUUAUAAUCACUGCCUCACUUCAUUUAACUAACUUAUAUUCAAUCAUUAUUUGUCUGGGAUUUUUUUUAUUUUGCCUUUUUUUUUAUAUUGUUUCGGUAAUAGCGCCAUGUUGAUUUAUAUUUUAAUCCUUUUUUAACUUAAUGAAGAACAUGUUUCAAUCAAGCGUUGAUUUUGAUAAUGAUUUGAAACAAAUGCGUCGUGUGUUUUCAAAAAAAAAAAGAAGAAGAAAUUAAAAAAAUCAUAUGUAUUUGCAAAAUGUUUUCAUAGAUCAUGCAUUUUAACACAGCAUUAAUUGAUUUGUUAAAAUGAUGUCAACCUAGAAAACAUUUUUUAGUAGAAAUCAAAGCAAGUUUGCAUCGCCCCCCCCCCCUUAUCAGAUAGUUUAAUAGGUUGCUUCACCCCUUAACAUGAAUUCUGUAUUCAACAUGAAGAUUUUUUACUGACAAUAAUGAAUCCUAUUGUCUUAUCAGAGCAUGCAAAUCUGAAAAGUAUAAAGAAAUGAAUUUAUUUAAAUAAUAUGAGAUCAUCUUGUAUAUCUACAAGGCAUUUAACGUAAUUUAAUAUAAAUUUUAAAAUUUUGUUAUUGUAUCAUUAUGUUUGAUAACAAUCAAUAUUUCCAUUGCUACUUUUAAAUUAAAAAAAUAGCAUAGUUUUAAAUACUAGACUGUAUAAUCAGUACGGACAAACAAGGGACAAAUAAAAAUAUUUAUUUGAUUAAUCCAUAGUAAACUAAAAAUGUUGGCCAUUUUCCAUACUGACUAAGCUCAAUCCAUGUUGGUUGGCAUUUCUGUUCUAUCCUGUGCAUUUAAGAUGUGAAUAAUAUCUUGGUUUCCUCCUUCCUUUACUGUUACUGUCUUUUACUGAUUGUUGUUAAUAAGUGAAUCUUUUGUCAAAGCAUUAUUUCUGUCUUGAUUGUGUGAUAUUAGAGCCUUAUUUCUCCAUUUGACAGAACAAAUAAUUCAAUGUGCUUCCAGUCUAUCCUUUAUUAUAAACC